Molecule: messenger RNA, 1880 nt
Organism: Pungitius pungitius (ninespine stickleback)
Lineage: Eukaryota; Metazoa; Chordata; Actinopteri; Perciformes; Gasterosteidae
Product: serine/threonine-protein phosphatase 2A catalytic subunit beta isoform
Exons: 8
Coding region: 328-1257 (309 amino acids)
Biological process (GO): mitotic cell cycle
Cellular component (GO): cytosol
Molecular function (GO): protein serine/threonine phosphatase activity
Source: RefSeq, a predicted model, not a curated record
UUAGCACCUCGGCUAGCCGCUGCGACGCCGCUGCCUUUCACAGCUCCGGUCCGUCGCAUCGGGGACAUUCGACCCUUUCGACUCUCCCCCGGCCGAUAUAAUCUGUUUUUUAGUGUUGGUAACUCGACGUCGGUCAUUUAUCAUGAUAGAAAUCCAUCGAACGGCUCGUUGAGUUUUAGGUUUUAUCGUUGAUAUUCCGACCGGUUUGGCGGGUGAACAAUACGACGAGCUAACGGCUAACAAAAAGCUAGCUUUCAGGCGCAGGCGCAGUUUGUUUUUUCACGGGAGCUAACACAGCUAGCUCAGCUAGCCACCGCCGCGGCUGUCAUGGAGGACAAAUCCUUUACUAAAGAGUUGGACCAAUGGAUCGAACAGCUAAACGAGUGUAAGCAGCUAUCGGAGAACCAGGUCCGGACGCUCUGCGAGAAGGCCAAGGAGAUUCUGACCAAGGAGUCCAACGUUCAGGAGGUUCGAUGCCCGGUGACGGUGUGCGGCGACGUCCACGGUCAGUUCCACGACCUCAUGGAGCUCUUCAAGAUCGGAGGGAAGUCUCCCGACACCAACUACCUGUUCAUGGGCGACUACGUGGACCGAGGGUACUACUCGGUGGAGACGGUCACGCUGCUGGUCACGCUAAAGGUCCGUUUCCAGGAGCGGAUCACCAUCCUGAGGGGGAACCACGAGUCGCGGCAGAUCACGCAGGUCUACGGCUUCUACGACGAGUGCCUGAGGAAGUACGGCAACGCCAACGUGUGGAAGUACUUCACCGACCUGUUUGACUACCUGCCCCUCACUGCGCUGGUGGACGGACAGAUCUUCUGUCUCCACGGAGGUCUGUCUCCCUCCAUAGACACUCUGGAUCACAUACGAGCUCUGGACCGCCUGCAGGAGGUCCCACAUGAGGGUCCCAUGUGUGACCUGCUGUGGUCCGACCCCGAUGACCGCGGUGGGUGGGGCAUCUCCCCCCGAGGUGCAGGCUACACCUUCGGACAGGACAUCUCCGAAACCUUCAACCACGCCAACGGCCUCACCCUGGUGUCCCGCGCCCAUCAGCUGGUCAUGGAGGGCUACAACUGGGGCCACGAUAAGAACGUGGUGACCAUCUUCAGUGCUCCCAACUACUGCUACCGCUGUGGAAACCAGGCGGCCAUCAUGGAACUGGACGACACUCUGAAAUACUCUUUCCUUCAGUUUGACCCCGCCCCUCGCCGUGGCGAGCCCCACGUGACCAGACGUACUCCCGACUACUUCCUGUGAAUGUCCAAAGCCGUCCCUGUCAAUCAUCCACGAAGCUCCGCCCCUUCCCACUCAUUUUGGAUGGAAGAAGAUAUUAAUAAUAAUAUUACUGUACCAGGGAGAAUAGAAACAAACGAUUGGCUGAUCCAAGAUUUUAAUGAAAAGAGAGAAACCUAAUGAGCGCCCCCCCCCCCCCCCCCCCUCUAGACCUGUUUUCAAUACGCUGUCAUUAAUGCUGUGCUUCUGGGGAAAAACAACUGAUCUGUUUUCUUUUUUUGUUUUUGUUUAUUACAUGUUUGAAAACGAGAUAAUAAAACUACCAACGUGGACCAAAUGUGCCAUAUUCUGAUCCUUUACAACAUGUACCACGCGCGCUACCUUUCUUUAUGUUUAGACCGUAACUCUGACAACGACGAUGUCACCGACACAACACUCUUCUACUUCUUCUUCUUCAUGGCAUAUGUGCUUUUUUUCUGUUGCAAGAAUUAAUUUUAAACAAAAAAAGAGGAGAAAAAAACGCGUAAAAACAAAAGCUUGCUUCAAGUAAUCGAGCUUGAGCCGCUCCUCAUCUCAGCAAGUAUAUUACUGUAAUUUGAAUAAAGACAACAGACGUAUGAAAUAAAAAUGUCCUAUUGACAAACAUC